Colletotrichum tamarilloi is the source of this 369-nucleotide messenger RNA. RefSeq lists its product as uncharacterized. The transcript has 2 exons. NCBI's taxonomy places the organism in Eukaryota, Fungi, Ascomycota, Sordariomycetes, Glomerellales, Glomerellaceae. The record is from RefSeq and is a predicted model, not a curated record. The annotation marks the transcript as partial.
GUAGGCCCGACCGUGCCUCUCAGCCGCUGCAUCCUGCACCUAUUCCUUUCUACAUACAUACUUCAGGCUCCAGGGACUUUACCGCGCAGACCAGGACCGCCGUCUGCCAGGGAGGGACCACAGCCCCGCUGGCUGGCUGCUAAUCUGCCCGUUUACCCAUGUCUUUCUCGCUGCCCACGCCCUGGGCUUGCACGUUUGAUGCCAACCAUCUCAAGUGUGAUACCUUACCUUACAGGCUUACGCAACGUACUCCGCAACUUGCUCCCGUCAUUUGCAGGCUCCGGGCUGGGUACCAUGGGUGCCUUGGCCGCCGGCCUCUUCUCUACCUUAGGCCCCGCCGGCACGCAUGGUCGGAUCGGGCACCCAUAA